Messenger RNA from Ctenocephalides felis (cat flea), 1690 nucleotides. RefSeq lists its product as uncharacterized. Gene Ontology annotation, biological process: riboflavin biosynthetic process; FMN biosynthetic process. Bases 57 to 1370 code for a protein of 437 amino acids. Gene Ontology annotation, cellular component: mitochondrion. Lineage: Eukaryota; Metazoa; Arthropoda; Insecta; Siphonaptera; Pulicidae. The transcript has a single exon. Gene Ontology annotation, molecular function: riboflavin kinase activity. The record is from RefSeq and is a predicted model, not a curated record.
AUUUGUUUACUAAUAUCAAAAGGAAAUAUAUUCUUCUGUAAGUUUUUAACAUCCGAAUGCUAUCUGUAGCAAAUGAUAAUCUGGGUGGCGGAGACCGUAAACAGAUAAAAAAGUCUUCGCCUGCGAGUGAAGUAGCGACUUCUUCGGUGAAUUCGAACGAAGUCAAAACGUCGGACGAAGGGAAUCCCUCAUUUUCGAGGGAGGUGGAUAAGACAUUAAUUCCACCUUCCACAAGCAGUUCCGACGACUCCGUUACAAACGAAUCAUCUGAUGAUACCGAAACAAAGGACUCUAGCUUGGACGACAUUUUAGCAAACAGAGAAAGGCCUAAUAAAACUAAAAUUAGAAUAACAAAAGCUUCCAAAGAAAAACGAGAACAUCUGACAGGCGAACUGGUCAAAUCACUUGCUGACAAACAUAGCAAAGUGUUAUCACAUAACAAUAUUCUAAAAAUACAAUAUAUGACUAAUGAUCAGUCUAGUAAACUUAAUAACUCGUCUGAAAGUUCUGAAGACUAUCAACCCUUUCCGAAAAAUCUAGUUCAAAUCGAAGCCAAUACUCAAGAAGUCGAAGUCGUGGAAGUAAAUACCGUAGAAGCCAAUACAUCAGAAGUCAACAACAAAGGACUAACUGCUAUAAAAGUUAGGAAAACAGAGAUAAAAAAUACGGGCUUCCAAAUAGAUAUAGAAGAGAAAAACGCGGAACCUAGUGCUGGCACAGAAAAGGUACAAGAAGCGAAAGCAGCAACUUUGCAAACCCAUUCCAAUGGGCUCGAGGAGGAUAAGGUUGUAAGAUCGUUGAAAUCACACGAAUUACCUUCUAUCCAGCCUAUUCCGAUAUUGGAUGUAAGUGAAGUUGGCGGCGAGUUUACAGAUGUACCUGAUGAUUCAGCUUUAUUAAGGAUGAGAAAAAUUUUGCCUUAUUUUGUUCGUGGCCGAGUUGUUGCCGGCUUUGGAAGAGGAUCUAGAGAGCUUGGUAUACCUACAGCCAACUUUUCGAAAGAAGUCGUCGAUGAUAUCCAUGACGAUCUAUGCCCAGGAGUGUACUACGGAUGGGCGAAAGUAGAUCCUUGGCCCGUGAUGAAGAUGGUUAUGAAUUUAGGCUGGAAUCCGUAUUACGAAAAUAGAAUAAAAUCAUUGGAAGUUCAUAUCUUAUAUGACUUUCCGUGCGAUUUUUAUGGUUCUCAUAUGAGGAUUUGCAUAUUGGGGUAUAUAAGACCCGAAGCCAAGUUUAAUUCGAUGGAAGAUUUGAUCAAGUCCAUUCAGCGGGAUACGGAAUUAGCUAAGAGUCUUUUGGAUAAUCCCGAUUGCAUGAUGUAUCGUUUUCACGAAUAUUUUGGAUGCGUUUGCGAAGAACCUUCUAAUGGCUGACAGUACUAUUACAGACAAUUUUUAUGAAUAAAUUAGUGUACUUAGGACAAGUACUUACAAUUAAAGUACUUAUACGUUUUACCAGGAGCAGUGUAAAUCAUACAACUGAAGAACCAAUAAUUUUGCCAAGUUAUAUUUCGGUAUUCAAUUGUAUCUAUGCAUUUUGUUUUAAGAUGAUCUGUGCUAUUUAUUUAUGUAUUAUUUUUUACUAAGUUACUUGUUUUAAUAAAUACUCAAAAGCCCUCUUACCUCUAUACCGUAAAAUUAUAGUUUACAUUUUUUUAUUUUGAGUUAAAAGUUUAAGCAUGACAUUGUAAACU